AUGCGGUCUUCGUGGCUGCUGUUCGUGCUCAUGGCCCUCGUCGCCCUGUCGGCCGCCUUCAGCGUCGAGGACGCGCUUCACAUCGACGGCAUCAACGCCUACCUGCACCACGGCGAGAAGCGACAGGCCCAGGGCACCGGCGCCUCGUCGUCUGCCGACGCGCCGUCGUCGUCCGCCCAGGCGCCAUCAUCGACUGCCGACGAGCCCUCCUCCACCGCUGCCGCGCCCUCGACGUCCGCACCCAGCACUACAGCAGCCGAGCCUUCGUCGUCCGAUACCACACCCACCAGCGCAGCCCAGCCGUCCCAGGAGAGCUCCUCGGCCAACGCAGACCCCAGCACAACCGACGCGUCUGCCGCAUCCAAGACCUCCGCAAAGGCCUCCGCGUCCUUGUCUACCAAAGCCCUCGUGUCCACCGAAGUCGCCCCAGUUACCACCAUCCUGACCCGAACCCUUACCAACGGGCAGACGAGCCUGGAGACGAGCGUGGGAUCGCGGACUGUGGAACACACCACUGGAUCCACGGUCGAAACCGCCCUCCCAACCACGCAGGCCAGCAGCAGCAGCAGCGGCCUCAGCUCCACCAAUAAGUCCAUCAUCGGCGGUGUUGUCGGCGGCGUCGGCGGCGCUAUCCUGCUCGGUGGCAUUGCUCUCGUAUGCUGGCGCAUGUGGGGAAAGAAGAAGCGUGUCACCGAGGACGACGCCGACCUGAUGGCCGGCACCGGCUCUGCCCUCGGCGACAAGUCGCACAGCAGCGCCAGCCCCUUCCAGUCCAACCUCGAACAGUACCACAACCCCGGUGGCCGACCAAACGCGGCUGCCAACUUCUAG
This is a messenger RNA of Paraphaeosphaeria sporulosa, 831 nucleotides long. RefSeq lists its product as uncharacterized. The record is from RefSeq and is a predicted model, not a curated record. Bases 1 to 831 code for a protein of 276 amino acids. NCBI's taxonomy places the organism in Eukaryota, Fungi, Ascomycota, Dothideomycetes, Pleosporales, Didymosphaeriaceae. The transcript has a single exon.